AUGCCUGUCCCCCCUGGUGGCUGGGGUCCCAAUGGUCCGCCUCCGGGAAACCCCCCAUACCCACCGCCUCCCGGAUGGUACCCUCCACAAGGACCUGGUUUCGGCCCUGGCGGCCCUCAGUGGAACAACAACUUCUACCCGGGCCCGCCCCAGUUUGCCCCUGGACCCAACGGCCCACCUGGUCCCAACGGCCCCCCCAGCGGUCCUCGCGCUCCUGGCGCUCCUGGUCGCUCUCCGCAGCCGCAGCAACCUGCUGCAGGUGGCCCGGCACCUCCUACCCAGGCUGACAAGCCCAAAGGCCCUACCCCUGGUCCUGCGGAGCUGGAGCCGAAGUCUUUAGGUCAGCCACCCUCUGCUGCUAGCAGAGGUGCUCCGACUGGCCCGGGCGCCGACGUCCGCAAGGCGGUUCCGCCAACUGCACCCGUCGAGGCCCCUGCUGGCCCCGUGCCUACUGGCCCCAAGAAUGCGACCCGGAUAGCCCCGAUUGUCCCGCUCCCCGCUGGCCUGGUGAACAAGACGACGACGCAAACGACGACUGCCGCUGCUGUUUCCACCAAAACGACAGAGUCGGCACCAGGGGCCUCGAUUCAGUCUGCAACAGAGGCUGCCAAGGCCGCCGUCGCAAGAGCCAUGGCUGGUCUUGGCUCUGCUCAACCGCCGCAGGCCAGCCCUGCUGCUGCUGCCGGCGGAUCGUCGGCUCUGGACAACCUGACGCGCAAGGUCGACGAGAUGCGCAUGAAUGCUGCUGCCCAGGCAAACCAGGGCAACUACAGCAACAACACGAGUGGCCAUUACAGCAACCAGAACAACUACAAUGCCAGCCACCACAACUACAACAACAACCAGUACAGAGGACGCGGCCGUGGCGGUCACUACAGCGGUCCCCGCACGGCCAAAGUGGAGGUACCGGAUGCGGAGUUUGAUUUCGCCUCGGCCAACGCCAAGUUCAACAAAGACGACGUGGUCAAGGAGGCCAUUGCUGGCGGCAACUUUGAGGCGGACGUGAAUGCCGCUGCCACGACCGGUGUCUCGAGCGGACAAGCAUCGGAAUCGGGCGCCCCGGCCGAUGCGGAGGGGGGCGACGCGCCCGUGGCGUACAGCAAAACAAAAUCGUUCUUUGACAACAUAUCGAGUGAGGCCAAAGACCGUGCUGCUGCGGCCAGCAGCAACAGUGGCCGCCCGGGUGGUCCCCAGUGGCGGGGCGAAGAGCAGCGCAAGAACGUCGAGACGUUCGGUCAGGGCAGCGUCGACGGCGGCUACCGCAAUAACUACCGGGGUCGUGGCCGUGGCCGUGGCCGCGGUGGCUACAACCGGGGCCGUGGUGGUAACAACAGCGGCUACCGCCGUAACAAUGACUACAACAACCAGCAGCAACAGCCUCAGCCUCAGCCUCAGCAGCAGCAGCAGUAA
Sporothrix schenckii 1099-18 is the source of this 1410-nucleotide messenger RNA. RefSeq names its product g2 m phase checkpoint control protein. The transcript has a single exon. Gene Ontology annotation, molecular function: mRNA binding. Lineage: Eukaryota; Fungi; Ascomycota; Sordariomycetes; Ophiostomatales; Ophiostomataceae. The coding region runs from base 1 to 1410 and encodes 469 amino acids. Gene Ontology annotation, cellular component: P-body. The record is from RefSeq and is a predicted model, not a curated record. Gene Ontology annotation, biological process: P-body assembly; cytoplasmic stress granule assembly.